Culex quinquefasciatus (southern house mosquito) is the source of this 2490-nucleotide messenger RNA. Its product is annotated as neuropeptide CCHamide-1 receptor. Gene Ontology annotation, cellular component: membrane. The coding region runs from base 140 to 1528 and encodes 462 amino acids. Lineage: Eukaryota; Metazoa; Arthropoda; Insecta; Diptera; Culicidae. The transcript is spliced from 9 exons. Gene Ontology annotation, biological process: G protein-coupled receptor signaling pathway. The record is from RefSeq and is a predicted model, not a curated record. Gene Ontology annotation, molecular function: G protein-coupled peptide receptor activity.
AUCAUGACCACGACGACGGCGGCGUCAGCUCUUGGCACGUCAUAAUUCGCAACCAUUUAAGGGCGCGCAACGCGCACAAGAGAGAAAUUGUGUGUCAUUUUUUCGCACCAUCUGGCAACCACCCCCGACGGCGUAAAUAAUGUCGAGCCCGGGGGGUGCCGCCCAAGUAGUCGGAAACGGAACGAUACCCGUGGAUGCGGACGUAGACGUCGUGUACGGCAGUGUCCUGUUUCAGGGUGGCAAUAGUUACAGCACGGGCGGCGACGAGCUAACCCUGCUGGAAACACUGCUCUCCAACUACAGUGAUGCCAGCAGUGGUGGUGAACUCAUGAACAUGUCCUCGACGACGGAAGUUCCGUACACGCCGUACGAACGCCGCCCGGAAACGUACAUCGUGCCGAUCCUGUUCGCGGCCAUCUUCAUCGUGGGCGUCCUGGGCAACGGAACGCUUAUCAUCGUGUUUCUGCGCCACCGGGCCAUGCGGAAUGUGCCCAACACAUACAUACUGUCACUAGCCCUGGCGGACCUGCUUCUAAUCGUGACGACGGUUCCGUUCACGUCGAUCGUUUACACGCUGGACUCGUGGCCCUGGGGCAGCCUACUCUGCACCUCGUCCGAGUUCAUCAAGGACGUCUCGAUUGGCGUUUCGGUGUUCACGUUGACGGCCCUGUCCGGUGACCGGUUCUUCGCCAUCGUUGAUCCGCUGCGGAAGUUCCACGCACAUGGCGGUGGACGGAAAGCGACCCGGAUGACCAUCGCCAUCGCCGUCAUGAUCUGGGUGCUGGCGAUUGUGUUUGCCAUUCCGGCCAUCAUGGGAACGCACAUUCGGACGGCUGUGGUGAACAAGGACGUGACGAUCGACUUUUGCUACCCCUUUCCGGGCGAGUGGGGCCCGGACUACGCCCGCGGUAUCGUACUGGGAAAGUUUCUGGCCUACUACGCGGUGCCACUGUGCAUCAUUGGAAUCUUCUACGCGCUGAUUGCCCGUCAUCUGAUCCACAGCGCAAAGCACGUGCCGGGGGAAACGCAGGGCACGGUGCGGCAGGUGAAAGCAAGACGGAAAGUGGCCAUCACGGUGCUGGCGUUUGUCGUCAUAUUUGGCAUCUGCUUCCUGCCAUCGCAUCUCUUUAUGCUGUGGUUUUAUUACAACCCCAACUCGCAGGAUGAUUACAACCACUUUUGGCACGUGCUCCGGAUAGUUGGCUUCUGUUUGUCGUUCGCGAAUAGCUGCGCCAAUCCGGUCGCUCUCUACUGUGUCAGCGGGGCCUUCCGGAAGCAUUUCAACAGAUAUUUGCUCUGUGAAGGAUCGUCCAGUGCGAGGAGGCGCCGGGGGGACCACAUGGGCCACCGGGACACAUCCAUGACGAGCACCAUGUCCAGGCGGUACCCCAGCAAACGGAUCGGAACGCAGUCGAUGCGAGUGAACAUCCAAGAGACAACAAUCAUUAUGCUCCCGAACGGGAACACCAACGGGAACCACCUGACCGCGCCCCACCUGGACCACCGGGACGGCAUCUGCCCGUCAUAAUACAAGCCCAUCUUCACCGACGAAAUUAUGCAGAAUCUGGUGCUGUGCGGUGACCUUCGGCACGUUUAAGUGUCCCCAAUCACCCGCCCAAUGACCAAGCUAGAGCGAGAUAAAGAGAACGAGAGUGCGAGUAUGAGUGUGAGUGUUUGUUUGUGUUUUGUCAAGAAUCGUCAAAGAACCGGAAAAUUCUGACCAUUCUGCAGUUGGACGGGACUGCAUUGCAUUCUGCGAAACUUAUGGUGAAAGAUUUAUAUCUGAAAUGAGAAACCAGGUCCAGCGCUAUUGUCCCAGAACAAUGGAAAGCCGGUCGGUCGGUCGGUGAAGAUGGCCAAUGAAAGCAUCCGCAGAUUUCUCUUCAGAACAGACUCCUGCACAGAUUCAGCACUCGAGGAUGACUUCCGUCAGCAAAAAGGCACCUGAAAGCCGGAGACAAAAAGGCCCACCCCACCUCCAUCACAAGCAGGCUAAUUGUUCGUGCACCUGGGCGUGUAAUCUCACACAGUACCAAACCAAACCAAAGGACACCAAGGACGACGAGGACUCUAUUUUUUUCAAGAACCAUAACGCAAUUCCUCUUAACCGGAAAAGGCACUACCCCAGAUAAGAGAAAAAUAAUUGGGUCUAAUUACGAUUUUUUGCCUGCGCCGGCCGGUGGUCAUACCUUGGUAGAGUUGAACGGUUCGGGCAAACAGUUUAGAAGUAAAACGAAAAUGAGCUGUCAUGAAAAACCAACAGAAGCAACAUCAUUAGUGUGACAAGGAAAACAGUGGGGUGCUUUUCAUGUAAAACAGUCAGAAGCUGCUGCCCUUUUCGAUCUUGAUUCGGCGUGGUCUUGGUGAUGAGGACGUCGCGAGGGAUUUGAAAUGAAAAUAAAUUUCCGGAGCUCCUGGAAGGUUGGCGUUUGCACCCCGGUGACCGCAGCCAAAGGUUAGCGUCUGAUUUGCGCAUCUUGGAAUUUCAGA